This is a messenger RNA of Cylicocyclus nassatus, 880 nucleotides long. The record is from the annotation of a GenBank genome assembly. Lineage: Eukaryota; Metazoa; Nematoda; Chromadorea; Rhabditida; Strongylidae.
AUGAAUUGUAGUUCUGAUAUUCAAUCAUGCAUAAAUGUUUCUUUUAUCUGUACAAUGUUUGCAACUUAUGGGCAGAAGAGGAUUGCCAGUCAUCUCUUUUUGUCAUUGCCAGAAGCUUAUGUUAUAAUCGAUUGUUUUAUGAAGAUGGUGCGCAAAUUGAAACUUCAUGAGAAAAAACUUCUAAAGAAGACGGAUUUUAUCCAGUGGGAAGUGGACCAGCAAGGUAAACAGUCCGAGCAAAUGAGGAAAUAUCACAUCACCAAACGCGAGCACUACUCUUUGUAUAAUAGACUGGCAGCUGAGGUGCGAAGCAUUGCUGAGAAACUCAAAGAACUUCCUCAAAACGAACCUUUCAGAGUGCGGUCGACUCGUGAAAUGCUUAGCAAAUUGUACGCAGUUGGAGUGAUUCCCACUGCUGAUACGGCGGAGCGUUUGUAUAAGGUCAGUGCUGCUUCUUUUGCUCGACGACGUCUACCUGUUGUCAUGAAAAACAUUGGCAUGGUGGACAGUAUCAGAGGAGCAAGCGAUUUUGUGGAACAAGGACAUGUGCGAAUAGGGCCGAAGCUUGUAACAGAUCCUGCUUUUGUGGUGACCAGAGCUCAAGAAGAUGCGAUAACAUGGACGAACGCUAGUAAAAUUAAGCAACACGUGCUGGACUACAACAAUGCUCGUGAUGAUUUUGAUCUCGCAUAAUUUUGGAUGUCUUUGUACCUGACGAUUACCCAACGGUUAUUGUUUCCAUUGUUUGUUGUUGUUGUUACGUGAUCAAGCAUUUGAUAUAAAAGUAGAAAAAUGCAGUUUCUUUUCCUGUCUGUUUCGUGGAUAGUGGCAGAAAAACAUUUAGGAUGUGAUUCACAGAUAUGAAUGCUCAGAAAGAAGA